AUUAGUUUUGAGAAGGAGAACAACAUAAGACGAAGGAUGAAAAGAUGAAGUAAUGAUGAUGCUUUUGUAAAUUAUUUUCAAUCUUUGAUUGCAUUGGAACAAUCAUCUUCACAUCAUUAUACUCAUAAUCAUCAUAUCCAUCAAAAUCUCAAGUAACUGCAAUUUAAUCACUGUGAUUCUAUGAUAGCCACCAUGACAACAAUUCUCUCAAAGCUCACCAGACUAAAAUUAAUUUUAAUUUGACUGCCAAAAUUGAUUGACUAACGUGAAAAAUUGUACUCAUUGAAUAUUUGUUUACAUUUUUUUAAUUCUACUCUUCUUUUGUUCCUGCUCAACUCAACUCAAUUAGGAAACAAAUGUAAAAGAUAGCCAAACGGAAACCCCUUUUCUAAUGCUCAACCAUCUAAUGAGUAUGGCUGUUAACUGAUUCUUUGACUUAAUUGGCUUCACUGUCAACAAUUUAAUAAACAAUGCCGGGUAAAGUUAAAGUGCGAAUCAUAGCAGGUCGUAACCUACCUGUUAUGGAUAAAUCAUCAGAUACCUCGGAUGCUUUCGUUGAGGUCAAACUGGGGAAUACAACGUACAAGACAGAGGUUUAUCGUCACUCAUUAAACCCUUGUUGGAACUCAGAUUGCUUCAGAUUCGAAGUUGACGAUGAAGAACUUCAAGAUGAACCACUGCAAAUUCGCAUAAUGGAUUAUGAUACAUACUCUGCCAAUGAUGCCAUUGGUAAGGUCUAUAUUGAUUUGAAUCCAUUGCUUCAUAAAGACUCAGUUCAUGCAAUGUGGGGCUGGUUUCCAAUCUAUGACACUAUGCACGGUAUUCGUGGGGAAGUUCAUUGUGCGGUUAAAGUAGAUCUUUUCUCGGAUUCCAAUCGUUAUCGUCAAUCAUCUUGUGGGGUUCGCUUCUUCUACUCUCCUGGUGUACCCCAUGGCUAUGUUUGCUCAGCAAUUCUUGGAUUUGUUGAAGAAUUGGUUGUUAAUGACGAUCCAGAAUACCAAUGGAUUGACAAAAUUCGUACACCAAGAGCCAGUAAUGAAGCAAGGCAAACUCUUUUCUCUAAGUUAUCUGGUGAGGUAAAAAGAAAAAUUGGACUUAAAGCUCUUGAACUUGGUGGUAACUCAGUUGUUGGAUAUCAACAAUAUUUUGACCUUGAAGGCGAAUCUGGUAUCGUUGUCAGAGGAAUUGGAACUGCUGUUGUUUUGUCCAAGGUUGAUAAUAAUGCCGUAUUACGACAUGUACCGCACGGACGGAAUUCUCAUCUUGGUUUACCAACCCAAGCUCAAACUCAAUCAUCAGCUUUAAACGAAGAGUUACCAUCAUCUCUACCAUCUUCCAAUGCACCAGUGACCACCCCGAUGAUUAAUCAGACAAACCAUGGCUCGUCUAUUAACAUAAUAACCAACAGCUAUGCUACAAUCCCUGGCGGUUAUGCACCUAACACCAAUAAUGCCACUAAGGAUUCAAUGCCCGUACCCAAGUCCUUUUCACCUUCCUCUUCAGUUAAUAUUGUCAACUCGGAUAACCAGCAUUAUCAACAAAACAAUAACAAUGAAGUUGAGCACAUAGCUGGUGCUACCAAUAACUCAUCAACAUUGGUAAACAAUAAAUAUGGAUCACCAAGCAAAGGACAAUUCGGACGAGGGUCUUCUGAUCCUGAUCUCUCGACAACUCCAACCAAACCGAGUAGUAGUCAUAGUAGUACUUGUGGUAGUAUCGGUAAACCCAAUAUUAAAUUCAUGAUUUCUCCGGAAAAUCUUCAUCUUCUUGAAUAUCCAUUUAUUACUAUGCGACAAUUUCCUCCUGGAUUCAUUGCUAACAUUGGUGGUACAGUUUCAUCUCGCUCAGUCAAAUUACUAGAUCACAUAAACUGUCCUGAGGAUCCAGAGACUCGAGAUGCUUGGUGGAUGGAAUUGAGAAAAGAGAUUAGAAGUCACUGCCGAAGUUUGACUUGUAAUGCAGUUUUAGGCUACUCGGAAGCAACUUAUAUUUGUGAUAAUGUUGUCAUACUAUCAGCAAGUGGAACAGCUGUUGUUUUAUCUCGUGGUGGUGAUCAUGCCCAAUUUAUCAAUUCGAAUCGAAGUUCCACUCAGGAUAAAGCGGGAAAAAUUGACCCUGAAAACAACUCAUCAUCAACUAAUCAAUCCACAGGAACUUCAACAACAGCACCUACAUCAACAUCUUCAGCGACUCUUUCAGCCAAUAAAGGAGAAGCAAACAAAUCAACACGAAAUCAUUCAACUUCAGACUAUCAACAAUCACCUUCAUUGCCACCAUCUUUAUCAUCAUCACCAAAUUGUAGUAUUUGUCACAUACCUUACCCUGAAUCAAGUGUACCGUUUCAUUCAUCUUUGUUAAAUUGUAGAAUUUGUAAGAAAGCCAAAGUUUCGGAUGUUCUGUUCAUGACUAUUGAACCUCCAAAUAACAUCCCCAUUGUGGGCCGAGGUUGUCUAAUCCAAGCUCGAGUUUGCCGUAAUAAGCGAGAUAGUAAAGGGGAACAAUGUGCCAAAGAGCUCAGUGAUAGUCUUCCUUUUCUUGAGCAUGAAUUACAUCGACAACUUUUAAGUAAAGUUAAAGUUAAAGGGAUGAAUGCAAUAUUCGGUCUAAAAGUACAAAUAUCAUUUGGAGAGAACAUGCUAAUUGCUUUGGCUACUGGAACUGCUGCUUAUGUAGGUGCCUUACCUCCUCCCGAUCCUCCACAAAUAUCAUCUGGUAAAGGAGUGAAAACUACUGAUUUGAACGCUAUCCAGAAGUUAAUUUUAGAAAGUAUGUCCAGAAAUCGUGAACAUUAUGGUUUAACAGACAUUCCAGUAGAGGAACGUGAACCUUCGGAAGGAGAAGAAGAGCGAAACGGAACAAAAGCUUCAGACAGCGAUAAUGAAGCAGAAUAUGUUGACAAUUAUUUGAAAAAAGUUAAAGAUCCGGUUCUUGAUCAAGUUUUGGGAAGUAAAGAUGGUUGUGUUGUCUUGGAGGUUGAUGAUACUGAAGAUGCAGACAUAAUAUCGCUGAUGAUUGACUCUGAUGUACCCAAAGGAUAUGAGAUUUGUAAUACUGAAACUAUGCCCGGUCUGUCUGGCUGUUUUUCCGGCGUUUUACAAACCUUUGCUCAAGUUCAUAGAGUCAAGCUGAUAGCUAUUAAACAAUUUGGUCAACAGUUUGAUUGGAUAAUCCAAGGACUUUUUGUAAAACUCCGUCGCCUUGUACCUUGUUGCCUGACUGAUAUUAAAUUUCACGUUGAUUUACCUGAACAAGAUUUAGUACAAGUUACUGUUCUUGGUAGUGCUAUUGGAAUUGUCGGAUCAUCCUCUCUUGGUCCCAUUGGAAAAGGAAACCUUUACUUACCUGCGUCAUCAACAUAUCGAAGACGACGAACUCUUUCUGCAAAUGAUAGCUGUGAUGAAUUGUUAUUCACAAUGGAUGAAGAUCAUGGUCCAAAUCCAGAUGAAAUUGAUGAUAUGAAAAAGGAAAAUUUUAUUCCUUCUGAAACAAUAUCUGAAUCAAAUGGAAUUGAAUUAACACCAUUAAGUUAUGUUCCUGGGUCUCAUAUUCAAAAAUAUUUAGGAAAUUUAGAUUUCUUUUUUAUUCGUGAAACCACUAGUAUUCGUGAAAGCGGCGGUCUUAACGGUUUUAUUCAUAGUUUUCUAAGCGAAGUAUUUGCAAUUGUUCGAGCUCAUGUGGCAAGUCUGAGUGGUAACGCCAUGGUUUCUCUUCAUCUAACCCAAUGUGUCCUCGUUCACAAUCCGCACAAGAAUCAGGCCCAAUGUUUAAUUAAUAUUGCUGGAGACGUUGUUUCAAUACAAAAUUGCUCAACUAAACCAAUUCCAGUAGGUCGAUAGUAAACCAUAUGGAUUAAAAAAACUAACCAACGACUUUCAAACUAUUUUAAUCUUACACCAAUAUUUGUAAUUAAAAAACACUGUAAAGUUGAGAAGAAAUGUUGAUCAUAACUUAAAACAAUAUUAGCUAGUCGCAUCGUUAUAAAUGAAGCUUUAAAUGCAAAUCUUUAAUGGAUGAAAAAUAUAGCCUUUACUCUGGGUAACAGACAUUCUGAAAAUAUAAUGUACUAUGAAUUUUCUUGCUGAUAAAGUAUGCAGAUUACGAACAACACAAAUACCAAAUGUAACUAGGAAUUAAAUCAUUAAAUAAUUAAAUUGUUUAUUAAUUUGUUCA
Messenger RNA from Tetranychus urticae (two-spotted spider mite), 4170 nucleotides. RefSeq names its product C2 domain-containing protein 5. Lineage: Eukaryota; Metazoa; Arthropoda; Arachnida; Trombidiformes; Tetranychidae. Gene Ontology annotation, biological process: positive regulation of D-glucose transmembrane transport; intracellular protein transmembrane transport; protein localization to plasma membrane. The record is from RefSeq and is a predicted model, not a curated record. Gene Ontology annotation, molecular function: calcium ion binding; calcium-dependent phospholipid binding. Gene Ontology annotation, cellular component: plasma membrane.